CAUUUCAGUCCCAGCCAAUCACGCGGUUGACCACAGUCCGACUUCCAGGACUGUUUGUUUACUGUUUCACGUAGCUCUUAGAUUUCAACAUGAGUGACAGCUUGGAUGUGUUGGGAAUACUUUUGAAAUGUGCAAACUUUGCCGCAGUUAAGCACUCAGGUCAAAGAAGGAAAGACCCGGAGAAGACACCGUACAUCAAUCAUCCUAUCGGUGUUGCAUAUAUUCUAACUGACGAAGGAAGUGUCAGGGAUCCAGCCGUGAUUAUGGCAGCUAUCCUUCACGACACUGUGGAAGACACUGAUACCACUCUGGAUGAAAUUAAAAAGGAAUUUGGAAGUAAUGUGGCCAACAUUGUGGCGGAAGUCACUGAUGACAAAUCUUUGCCUUAUGAUGAACGCAAGCGUCUCCAGAUUGUUCAUGCUCCUACAUCAAGUAAGGAAGCCAAGUUGGUAAAAUUGGCUGAUAAAUUGUACAAUCUCAGGGAUCUAGAAAAAGCCACUCCAGAAGGAUGGUCUCAAGAAAGAGUCAAACAAUAUUUCAUUUGGGCUUCAAAAGUUGUUGAGGGCCUGCGGGGAACAAAUCGCCAAAUAGAAAACAGUCUAGAUGAGAUUUUUUCUAGACAUGUUCUUUAAGCAAUUGAAAUUAUGAAAGGUGCUUUGUUGAAGCUUUGUGAUAAUGAAAUAUAUAAUUUAACAUUG
Molecule: messenger RNA, 698 nt
Organism: Frankliniella occidentalis (western flower thrips)
Lineage: Eukaryota; Metazoa; Arthropoda; Insecta; Thysanoptera; Thripidae
Gene: Mesh1
Product: guanosine-3',5'-bis(diphosphate) 3'-pyrophosphohydrolase MESH1
Exons: 3
Coding region: 90-632 (180 amino acids)
Molecular function (GO): guanosine-3',5'-bis(diphosphate) 3'-diphosphatase activity
Source: RefSeq, a predicted model, not a curated record